UACAAAAUAGUUCUUUAUAGUAUCUAUAUUCAUAUACAUACAUACUUAGUUUCCAAUUUUUAUUCUUAUUAUUUCUUAUUAUUCUUAUUUAAUACAUACAUAACCAGUUUAUAACUUAAUCAUAACUAUUUGCAACCAUCCAUUCAUUGAAUUGAUCUCUAUAGUAUAAAUUUUGAUUUGACAUGGUGGUCGUGCAUUCUGUUCAAAAAAUCAGAUUUUUUUUCCAGUUAAUUUUUCAGAUGGAUUCAAACAAACCUCAAUCAAUAUAACAUCUAUAUAUCUAUAUAUACUUUAUUUGAUAUAUCUCAUAGAAGCAUAUCAUAAUAAUCAGGAUGUCAGAUUUCGAAGAUAAUGCCUUUACUGAAGGUGCUGAAAACUAUGAUGAUUUCGAUCAAGCUGACCAUUUUUCCGAUGAAGAAUUCAAUGAACCAAAUAAUGAUGAUGAAGGAUUAAAUGGUGGUGAUUAUGGUCAAACCACUAGUGAUGGUAGAACCAUUAUAAACGGUGGAGAUGGUAAUACUGUUCCUGCUAACAAAGUCACAUCCAAACAAUUAGCUAUACCUAAAGAAAAGAGAAAUACCACUCCAUAUAUGACUAAAUAUGAACGAGCUAGAGUAUUAGGGACAAGAGCUUUACAAAUUUCUUUAAAUGCUCCUGUAUUGGUUGAUAUUGAAGGUGAAAGUGAUCCUUUACAAAUUGCUAUGAAAGAAUUGGCUCAAAGAAAAAUCCCAUUGGUUAUAAGAAGAUAUUUACCUGAUGGAUCUUAUGAAGAUUGGGGUUGUGAUGAAUUAAUCAUUGAUCAUUAGACCUGUAAUAAUAAUACAUUUAACAACCAACAUCAAAAAAUUAUAAAACAGCAUCAAUAGAGUAUUUUGUUCCAUCCAUCCAUCUUUCCUUCCUUGCUACCACCUUUUAUUUCGUUCUUUCCUGGCAAUUCCUUUUGCUUAUUCUGCAUAUGUAUAUUUCUAUUUUGUAUAAUACUAAUAAUAUG
Molecule: messenger RNA, 991 nt
Organism: Scheffersomyces coipomensis
Lineage: Eukaryota; Fungi; Ascomycota; Pichiomycetes; Serinales; Debaryomycetaceae
Gene: RPO26
Product: DNA-directed RNA polymerase core subunit
Exons: 1
Coding region: 333-806 (157 amino acids)
Biological process (GO): transcription by RNA polymerase I; transcription by RNA polymerase II; tRNA transcription by RNA polymerase III
Cellular component (GO): RNA polymerase III complex; RNA polymerase II, core complex; RNA polymerase I complex
Molecular function (GO): DNA binding
Source: RefSeq, a predicted model, not a curated record